AUGGUUGCAAGCGAUUUCUUUCUAUUAUUUAUCAAUCACAAGGGUAGAUUUGCGACUAUCGAUGGGUAUGAGGCGUAUUAUACUGAUUGUGUUGCCACGGUUACUGGGUUGGAUGCAGAUAGGCUAGAUAUAACAGAUGAUGCUGGUGUUCUGGACUGUUUGGGUCAAAUGCAGGGAAACAAAAGAUAUGUUGAAAUAUAUGUGCAAACUGAACAUUUAAAGAAACUGUGUGGGGUUGCUGUGUGUCAACAAGAAAAUGAAUCUAGGAAUAGGUUAUCUGAAGUUGCUGAGAGGAAAAGGAAUUCGAGAUUACCACUCUUCAAAUCCAUAAGCACGAAGACGUUGGGAUCGGAUUUCAGCACAAAGCUCCCAGACAUUGACCUCACUCGCCUCAGCUGCACGCACAUGAACGCCGCUGUUUCUCGGCUGCGGCUAUUCGUUCUUCGUCGGGCUGUUCACACCCGAAAGGGCUGCCGAUGCUAUUCGGGCCCUAGAAGAAGGCCGACGGGGUGCCGCUGCUGCUCGUUCUCGGUUCGACUACCUCGCGUCGCCGGGAAUCUUGUCGUUGGGCCGAUUCGGCUGCUCUCGCCGGGAAAUUGGACUCAGGUCGCGGAGGAGCUCGGGGAAUUGCGGCUCGAGAUAGAAGUUAGUUGUCCGUCUAGAGAUCGGAGGUCAGAGCUCAAAGGUCUCGGAGGUCGUCGGCGCGCACGGACUCCUCGUAGCCAGAAAUGGCUGGCUCUCGAAUUCGCUGGUUCUGCUCGUAGUCGGGCUGGUGGUGAUCGACUCGCCGGAACAUGGUGCCCUUGCUGUCGAAAAAAAACGAAGCUCUGCCGUGAGGGAUGGCUGGUACAAUUGGGCCAUCCCUGCGAAUUCUCUGUGAACUUUUUACUGAAGGAGAAAAUGAGAGUGGCGGCUAAUUGGAGGGUUCCUUAA
Striga asiatica is the source of this 933-nucleotide messenger RNA. The record is from the annotation of a GenBank genome assembly. NCBI's taxonomy places the organism in Eukaryota, Viridiplantae, Streptophyta, Magnoliopsida, Lamiales, Orobanchaceae.